Merops nubicus (carmine bee-eater) is the source of this 2018-nucleotide messenger RNA. RefSeq names its product cytoskeleton associated protein 2 (gene CKAP2). The record is from RefSeq and is a predicted model, not a curated record. NCBI's taxonomy places the organism in Eukaryota, Metazoa, Chordata, Aves, Coraciiformes, Meropidae. Gene Ontology annotation, biological process: negative regulation of microtubule depolymerization. Gene Ontology annotation, cellular component: microtubule cytoskeleton.
AACAAAGACGACAAAAAGUUGAAGAAUAUCUAUCAAGAAAAAAGACCUUUUCUGGUGUGCCCAUUCAAGAAAACAAGGCACCUGGCAGUAGCAGAACUAGGAGAGCAACUAGCAGUAAACUGCAAGACAAAAUACAGCUCUCAACAUCUUCAAGGCCAGAAAUGGAAAAUAAAGAGAAUGCUAAUAACCUGUCAUGGGAUGAAUCAAGUGGAACCUCAGAAAAAAAAGCUAUUUUAAAGUCUUCCACAAUUGUGCUAACAAAUUCCAUAUCGGGCAGAAACUAUAAUCCUGAAGAUCAAGCUUCCAAGGAUGAAGUAAUUGAAAUAAAACCUAAUGUGUCACUUAGCAGGUCUUUCUUGCAAAUAAAAAGCAUAAAAGAGAAGCAACUGAUUGCAGAAAAACAAAAUUCAAGUCUUGGUCCACCAAAGAAACCAGUGCCUGGUACAUAUCGUGGCAGAGUUAUCCAGUCCAAGAUAAACUCCUUCCGAAAACCUCCAGAAAGUGAGGGGGAAAAGAGUUCUUUGCUUGACAAGAAGCUUCUUCCUUCUGCCACCAAAAGGGCAGUAACUUCUUUGCCCACGAGCAGCUGUACUGUAGUUCUGAAGACCACCAAAGUCACAAACUACUCGAGUUCUGUGAAACCAAAUGGUGUCCGCCCAGUCCAGAGCAAACCAUCUGGCAGAGCUGCUGUUAACUUACAGUCCAGGCUGAAGAAAUGUCAACCAACAUCUGCUGUGGCACCAAAGAGAGUAACAGUUGAAAAAACAAUUGGUGGAAGGACACCACAGCCACUGAAGGCUGCUUCUAACAGUUUGGACCACAGAGUACCAGGAGUGAAGAAAAGGGCAGAUUUUUGUGAAGAUGCAAGACCAGAAACUCCAGGAAAACCAGUUUCUGUUGUUCCUGGAACAAAGUCAGGACAGAAUUCUAAAACUAAUGAACAGAAAUCAGCAGAAGAGAGAAGGGCUCGCCUGGAUGAAUGGAGGGCAUCUCGAGGAAAAGUUUUGAGGAGACCUCCCAUAUCUGUGUUUCUGGGAUCCCAGCCAAGAACUGCAGAACAAGAACUAUCUUUUGGUGAUUCCUUCCAGCACAUAUCACAGAGUGAAGAGCUCGACAAGACUCUUGCAGGAUGUCUGCAGUUAGUGGAGCAGGGAUGUCAAGGUGAUGAAGUACGUGCCAUGCUGGAAGAUCUGACCCACAGGAUUCCUGGGGCUAAAAAGCUUGCCAAAUAUUGGGUCUGCUGGAUGCGUCUCGAGCAGAUGGGCCCUCCUGAAAAGGUUAUUGCUGUCUUUGAGGAGGCCAUUUUGGCAGGAGCAACGCCUAAAGAUGAACUACGACACACACUAAUAGAUGCUAUGAAAAACACUGAAAGCCUCUUUAAGGCUGAGGAUGGGGGAACUGUGACAGAAGCUCACUUAAGUGAGGGAAUUGAAGUCAGCAAGGAGCCAAAUUCAUGUACAGAGCAGGUUCAGGAGGCCUUCAAUGAUCUUGGCUAUAAUGAUGACCAAAAAGCAGAGAGUGAUGAGAAGAAGGCAGAGACAGGGGCUAGCACUGAAGUGAUAAAAAAGGAAGAAAUGGAUAUAGAGUUAAAACCAAGAGAAGAGACCUUGCCAAAGAAGAACAAAAAGCACAAGACUAAAGACCGUACAAAAAAGAAAGGAAAAUAUGAAAAAGAAGAGCAGGAUGAGGAUGGGGUAAAAGCUACAGCCCCAGCAGUUCAUUCUCCUGUGAGGGAUAAUGAUGCAUCCUCUUCAGUGAGAUAUAAUCCAUCUACCACACCAUGCUUGGAAAGUGUGAAGAUGCAUGGUGAGGCAAAUGACCUGAAAAUCAUCACCCCUCUGCGAUAUUCUCAGCGCAUUCGGGAGAAGAUGUGCAAGCUGGUGGGGGAUCAUGUUAAAGAUCAAGAUCCAUGUGUCUCCUCGUGUGAAGAGCUUCAAGAAAUGGAAUCAAAUGCCACUGCGUUGAUCCACAAACAGAGCAAUGAAGUCAAAGAAACAAGUGCUGAAGUAGAAGAGUAA